Toxoplasma gondii ME49 is the source of this 2391-nucleotide messenger RNA. RefSeq lists its product as hypothetical. Gene Ontology annotation, biological process: ribosomal large subunit biogenesis; ribosomal small subunit biogenesis. NCBI's taxonomy places the organism in Eukaryota, Apicomplexa, Conoidasida, Eucoccidiorida, Sarcocystidae. The transcript has 4 exons. The record is from RefSeq and is a predicted model, not a curated record. Gene Ontology annotation, molecular function: DNA binding; RNA binding. Gene Ontology annotation, cellular component: nucleolus. The coding region runs from base 841 to 2016 and encodes 391 amino acids.
GAAGACAAACUAACAGCUAACAUCAUGUUUCGCCCUGCUUCACAUGAGCUUGGGAAAUGUAUAUGUCCCACUUUUCUUCUGGAUCUGAACGGUUUCAGGAGGCAUUGCUCGUCUUCCGUGGUAUGCCCCGGAGUCUGAUGAACGCUUCUCUCGUCUGGCGGAGAUUACGCCUGCUCUCCGUUCUGCGCAAGUCUUUUUUUAGUAUCCGCGUACAUAGUGAAACAACAUUUUUUUCUUUCACAUCCAAUCGCCGCGCAUUUGCCGCGGUUCGAUGGGCGGAGCUGUGGCGUGGCAUCUGCUGCGCUCCGUACACUACCGCUGUGCUGCUCUUUGCGUUGACGUCAACUUGAUUCUCGUCUGACCUGUGAUUCGCGUUAUUGGUCAGUCGUGACUUGGCAAAUCACACGGUGUUUACAUGAGUAGCGGUGGCGUCAGCGAAAGCCCGAGUGGAAGUAUCGCGAGUUGGGCGGUCGCUGCGGAUACCUGUUGGACUCUUCGGCAAGGCCGCUUCUUCCCGCUGGCUCUACUCGUUUGAGAGGCAUCCAGCAGCCUAAGAAUUAUUGGUGGAAAAAGGACUCCUGCAUGUAUUUCGACCACGUAUCCACAGUUUCCAGUUAAAUGCGUUUAUGAACCACCGAUAUAUCGUGUGAUGACUCCUGUAUCAGUUGCCUUGUUCAUUCAAUCACGCUCAGGACGUCACAUAGUACGUUUUUUUGCCAAUUGUUGCUUAUUUGUAUCCCCCGUGACUCCGUCUUUCCACAGCAUCUGCGUAAUCUGUGUAUCCACGCGAGCGCGCUGCUGUUUCUGAGGCGGUGGUAAAGAGUCAAAUUUCCCGUAGCCAUGGCUGUCAAGACUCCCACAUCAGAUGCGCCGGUGAGGGUGAAACGCGAGGACAGCGAAACGUUUCGACAGGAAAAUACAAGCGACGUUCCCUGCUCAGAGACAAGGGAGCCAUGUGGCGGGGUGGCUGAGGCGGUGGGCACGUCGCAGCACCAGGCUGCUCGGCGUGACUGCAUCCGACAGCUGGCAGUUCACUUCAGUGGCGCCUUCGACAGCCUGUUGUCUCUGGUUCCCUUUAGUGCGGUUUCCAACAGCACGGAAGACACAGAGCGUGAGGCAGAUGAACACGAUGGAGACAAAGGCAAGGGCGCAGAUCCUGUGCAGUCCCGCAGUCAACAAAAGUGGCAUCUCAGACAGAAGCGGUACCAUCCCCGAGUUCUGGUUGCCACCCCACUGCGGCUGCAGGAGCAAGUAGCUAGCGAAGAAAGCCGCUCCAGAAAGCGCCACGGAGGCAGCGCGAAUGCAAAACAGCGGCAGCCUCCGAAGCAAAGAGGGGUUUCUCAGACCUCUGUCGGAUCUGCGAAAACCGAAGUCGGGGAUGCCGCUACCGGCGGCCUUGCCGACAGCCGCGCUGAGUUGCAGCGGCGGCUCCACGCAAAACUCGAGGCGCUUCGCCGAGUAAAGAAGGACAACAAACGCGAGAGAGGCAAACAGAGAAAAAAGAAGGAUCCCAAGGAGCGCGCGGGACUGAAGAACCGCGCUGAUGACGGACAGGCCCGGGGAGACCGAGGACGCAACGCUCCACAAAAGAAACAGUCGCAGGAAGCCAGUGGAGAUUCAUUCGAGUACGGAGCCGUGACGUGCCCUCGGGAGCGAGUGGAGGUCCGCCAGGCCAACCGCGCCGGGACCAAGAAGCGCAAACUGCAACAAGCGAUGAGAGAGAUUGAAAGUAAUCGGGAAAGCUUGCAAAAGUGCCAGUCAUCGGAGGAGCGUCAGCGGGUGGAGUUGCAGCAGUCCAUGGCGAAGGUGAUGAAGAAGCUUGACGGAGAGAAAGUUAUGGAUGACAUGCAGCGAUUAAAGAAGAAGCAGAAGUUCCUCGAGAAAAAGAAAGAGAAGGCAGCGGAAAAGUGGCAAUCUCGGUUGUCGGAAGCAAAAGAAAAAAAGAGGAUGGCUCUGGAAGCCAAGAAACAGCAGAAAGAAGAGCGCCUCCGGGCACGAGAGAAGCGAAACGGUUGAGUCGUCUUCUCGAUAUACGCGAGAAUAAACCUUGGAUACUGUCUGUCUGAGCUGUGGUCUUCCCCAUGUCUACUGUCUACAUAUUUUGCUUUGCUUCCCGGACAGCGUUCUUGGCUUGCUGCUCUUUCCUGAACCUGCUUUGAUGGCGUCAGACACCGUGGGGGCGCCACUGCUGCCUACAUGCGGUGCCAACACGAUUAACACGAUUUACUGAAAGCAGCGCGCGCCUAUUGCGGAUUUAUGGUAGGCGUACGCUUCUCUUAUAUAAUUUGAUUUCUAUGUCGAGGUGUUUCAGAUGAGCAUUUACCGGCGAUUUCAACGCUUCUGCAUCGCGUAUAUGCAGUAGAGAAUGACAAAACAUUCUCUGAGUAGCAG